UGACCAUUACUUUCUCUGGCCCCAGUGAUCCCAACAGCUCUCCAUGAUCUCCAUGCUGUGGUUACUCCCAGUCCCAGAACCUGGAAAGCCAACCUGAAGGCCAUUUGUCAUUUGUGCUUCCAUCUCAAACAAAGGCAGUUCCUCAUUUAGAUUUGUUUUUUGUAUUUGUGUUUCAGUCGCGGUUUCUCCAUGUGCAUUGGUUUGUCGAGGCACACUGUUUUUCUGUUCCUUUUGCGCGCUGUCGCCGGCCUUAUUUUACCCUUUGCCAGGGACUUACCAACAAGUGUACCAUCUGGAUUUUACCACCGGCCUCUGAUCACUGUGUCAAUUUAGCUUUAUUGUCGUGUUCUGUUCAAAGAAGAAGAAAGAAAAACAUUUCUCCAUCAUGGCCUCUUUUAAGUUGGAUUUUCUCCCUGAAAUGAUGGUGGACCAUUGCUCUUUGAAUUCUAGUCCUGUUGGGAAGAAGAUGAAUGGUUCUCUGGACCACCCUGAUCAACCAGAUGUUGAUGCCAUUAAGAUGUUCGUAGGACAGAUUCCACGGUCCUGGUCUGAAGAGCAGCUUCGUGAGCUGUUUGAACCUUAUGGAGCAGUCUAUGAGAUAAAUGUUCUCCGAGACCGCAGCCAGAAUCCCCCACAGAGCAAAGGCUGCUGUUUUAUAACGUACUAUACUCGCAAAUCAGCCUUGGAAGCACAGAAUGCAUUGCACAACAUGAAGAUUCUGCCAGGGAUGCACCACCCAAUCCAGAUGAAGCCAGCUGACAGUGAGAAAAACAAUGCAGUGGAGGACAGGAAGCUGUUUAUUGGAAUGAUCUCCAAAAAGUGUAACGAGAAUGACAUCCGACUGAUGUUCUCACCAUACGGACAGAUAGAGGAGUGCCGAAUACUUCGAGGCCCUGAUGGACUCAGCCGGGGUUGUGCAUUUGUGACAUUCACAGCUAGACAAAUGGCCCAGUCAGCCAUCAAGUCCAUGCACCAGUCCCAGACCAUGGAGGGCUGUUCAUCACCUAUUGUGGUGAAGUUUGCAGACACUCAGAAGGACAAGGAACAGAAACGCAUGGCCCAACAACUGCAGCAGCAAAUGCAGCAACUUAGUGCUGCUUCCAUGUGGGGAAAUCUCACUGGGAUCAACAGUCUUGGGCCACAAUACCUAGCACUCUACUUACAGUUGCUGCAGCAGUCAGCCUCCACGGGUAAUGCAUUCAACAACCUGCACCCUGUUUCAGGUCUUAAUGCCAUGCAGAACCUGGCUGCUUUAGCAGCAGCUGCAACUGCCACACAGGUCACGCCCACAGGCUCCAGCGCCAUGACAACAUCUAGUAGCCCACUAAGUGCACUAACAAGCUCAGCAGGCUCCUCCCCCACCUCCAGCAGCAACUCAUCAGUGAACCCCAUGGCUUCUCUGGGGGCCCUGCAGUCUCUGGCUGCUGGUGCUGGAGCUGGCCUCAACAUGGGCUCCCUGGCAGGCAUGGCGGCACUGAAUGGCAGCCUUGGCUCUGGAGGCCUGUCUAAUGGCUCAGGAAACACCAUGGAGGCACUGAGCCAGGCCUACUCAGGCAUCCAGCAAUAUGCUGCUGCCACCCUUCCCAGCCUGUACAACCAGAGCCUGCUCUCCCAGCAGAAUGUCUCAGCUGCAGGCAGCCAAAAGGAAGCCAGCGACAGUCGCAGCUCGGGUCCAGAAGGUGCCAACUUGUUCAUUUACCACCUGCCCCAGGAGUUUGGAGACCAGGACCUGCUUCAGAUGUUUAUGCCCUUUGGAAAUGUCAUUUCUGCUAAAGUCUUCAUUGACAAACAGACAAACCUCAGCAAGUGUUUUGGCUUUGUGAGCUAUGACAACCCUGUGUCAUCACAGGCAGCCAUCCAGUCAAUGAAUGGUUUCCAGAUCGGGAUGAAGAGGCUGAAGGUGCAGCUGAAGCGCUCAAAGAAUGACAGCAAGCCUUACUGAAGGUGCUGAAGCACUGCAGACUUAGUUAGGCAGGGUAGUGUUAUGGUAAGUGGAGUAUGAAUAACCAAGACUGGUCCACUCAGAAACUAGUCUAUGCAUUACAGGGUGAUGUCUGCUGCACUGCCUCUUCUGCUCAUUUUAACACAUGAGCUUAAAGCUACAUGCCAGAUUUUCCAUGCUAGACUGGGUUCUUCCUGUGUUAUGUUGUGGUUUAUGCACUUUGUUUUCCUUUUGAACAAAUAAGAAAACAGGUGUAUUUUCAUUUAAGUUGAAAUGUUUGCUGUGGUACAUAAUACACAUAAGAGUUAAUUGUUAAGAUGUGUUGCACAUUGACAGUCAGGUCACAUAGGUGCCAAAUCCUCCUUGUUCUCCUUUCCCCUCCACCACCCUCACCCAUCAGACAAC
Messenger RNA from Etheostoma spectabile (orangethroat darter), 2347 nucleotides. It is a transcript of the gene celf1, whose product is annotated as cugbp, Elav-like family member 1. The transcript is spliced from 14 exons. The record is from RefSeq and is a predicted model, not a curated record. Gene Ontology annotation, cellular component: ribonucleoprotein complex. Bases 386 to 1942 code for a protein of 518 amino acids. Lineage: Eukaryota; Metazoa; Chordata; Actinopteri; Perciformes; Percidae. Gene Ontology annotation, molecular function: RNA binding.